Molecule: messenger RNA, 443 nt
Organism: Paramecium octaurelia
Lineage: Eukaryota; Ciliophora; Oligohymenophorea; Peniculida; Parameciidae
Source: the annotation of a GenBank genome assembly
AUAUAAGGAAUGGGCCCAACUUAAGGCAAAGAGGUAAAGAAUUGUAAAUGAUUUGAGUUAUCUCCACAAAUGAGAGAGAGAGUGCUAAAGUUAUUCGCAAGAUUCGAUGUGGAUGGAUCAAAGUCGAUUGAGAAGUCGGAAACAAUAAAAUAUUGGUAUUUAUAUAAAUGUCAAUGGUAAUGAAGGAAGAGUAAUUUCGCAAAAUUGAAUACAGAAGAAUUAUUUAAGUCAGUGGAUACUGACAAUAGUGGGACAAUAUCCGAAGAGGAGUGGCUAAACUUUUGGACAUCAGUAUUACGCAGCGGACACACAGAGGAAGAAAUAGCAGACGAAGUAAACUGUGUGUGAAUAUCUGCAUUUUAGUUAGAAAGCAUUGAAUCAGGGUCUUCGUGGGUAAAGUUCGAGAAUUUGGAAAACAAGAAGGGUUGACAUUGAUCAUCAAU